AGCGUGCACACGUCUCGACGUACGCCGUGUUUCACUGAACACGCGAUCGCGAAAAAACUUUUGCGGCGCGGUGACAAACUAUUGAGUUUAGACAUUCGAAAUUUGAACACGAUUUAAAUUGUGCUGUGAGUUUUGCUAAGUGUAAAGAGACUGAUCAGCGCAGCGGCUGCACUGAAGAGUCUAAUUACGAGCUAGGCUAAUUGGCGGGACCGGCGUUUCAUGAAGUGCGAGAGGCGGACGCCGCAGCAGGCAAGCGGCGGCAGUCCAGGGCUGGGAUCUCAAAUGCUCGCCAUGGAUGUGACCAAGGAGGCGCGGGCUUCCCCCCUCCCCGCUGGUAGUCAGACCGGCGGUGCAGCGGCGGCGCAACCUUCUCAACCACAGAUAUGUGCUGGAUGCAGCAAGGUGAUCACGGAAAGAUAUCUGCUCAAGGCUUUAGAUCAACUGUGGCAUGAAGACUGUCUGAAGUGCGGCUGUUGUGAUUGUCGGCUCGGAGAAGUGGGGCACACUCUGUAUACGCGAGCGAAUCUAAUACUUUGCAAAAGGGAUUAUUUGAGGCUUUUCGGCAACACGGGCUAUUGCGCGGCGUGCAACAAAGUGAUUCCGGCGUUCGAGAUGGUGAUGCGGGCUCGGACCAACGUCUACCACCUCGAGUGCUUCGCGUGCCAACAGUGUAAUCACAGAUUCUGCGUCGGUGAUCGGUUCUACCUGUGCGAAAACAAGAUACUGUGCGAGUACGACUACGAGGAGAGGUUGGUGUUCGCCAACAUGGCGUACAAUCCUCCACCGCUAGCGCAUCUUAAGAGGCAGACCACACACCUGCCGCCACCACCGACAAGCAACGCAAUGAGUCUCAUGAAUGGCUCCAUUCGCUCCGGCGAUCUGAACAACAAUAUGUCCGGUUCUUCCCCGGCGUCGUUCGCCCCUCCCGCACCUCAAGCCCCUCGGCCUCUCCGCGUCAAGCUGAGACUAUCGUGUCUGAGACGUCCAUCCAUACGUCAAGUACCAAAACCGAAUGAAACUAUUUGUGAACUCUUCGUGAACUAUAAAGUUACUUCACUCAGUGUUUCGUGCUGAAUUAUUCGCCAAGUGACUCUCGUUCCUUAGAGAAGUGUCAAAACUGAAGGAGUUAAGUAAGUGAACUGUUUAAAAUUAGAUGUAACUCGAUUUGAGUGGGUACGUGUAAAAAAUGUUUUAGAGAACGUUUCAUUGUACGUUAGUAGUUGUUACAAAGUUUCAAAGCUAAUGCCAAAACUCUCAUUACGGGAACAUGACGUCAGUGUUCCUGUAACGUCGAUAGACAAAUUAAUUUCUUCCUACGUGAAAGAUUUAGAUAGACUUAUAUUAAAAUGUAAUGAAUAAAUGUUUAAAUCUCAUAAGAUGAUCUCAUAAGGGCAAUCUCGACUUAGAAUAAUGUUUCAGCAAUUAAGUAAAGGUCCGGUUUAAAAGUAAAUAAAUACGCGGGAAAGACUGCCUUAUUUAAAGAUGGAUUUAAUUUGGAGUUAUGCUUUUUACUUGAACUAUAAUGAAUUAAAAAAAUGUUUAGAAUUUUAGUAAUAAGUAUCUAUUCUGAUGUAAAUACCCAAAUUAUAUUUUGAAUAUAUUUUAUUAAGUAACUAUCAAAAUGA
This is a messenger RNA of Pararge aegeria (speckled wood butterfly), 1625 nucleotides long. It is a transcript of the gene Bx, whose product is annotated as LIM domain transcription factor LMO4.1. Gene Ontology annotation, biological process: positive regulation of transcription by RNA polymerase II. Lineage: Eukaryota; Metazoa; Arthropoda; Insecta; Lepidoptera; Nymphalidae. The record is from RefSeq and is a predicted model, not a curated record. Gene Ontology annotation, cellular component: nucleus. Gene Ontology annotation, molecular function: DNA-binding transcription factor binding; transcription coactivator activity.